Darwinula stevensoni is the source of this 1407-nucleotide messenger RNA. NCBI's taxonomy places the organism in Eukaryota, Metazoa, Arthropoda, Ostracoda, Podocopida, Darwinulidae. The record is from the annotation of a GenBank genome assembly.
AUGCACCAGAAGGGCCCCUUUGUGAAACAGUCAAUGGCAGAGAUUGAAAGGGGAAAUAAGGUCCUCAAAUCCAAUUUCCAGGGAAAGCAGCAAAGCAAUUACUUCUAUUUCUCUAAGGACAUCGAUAUGGAAGAUGGAUUUUCAUACGUGGGAAUCAAGGAGGAUUCUUGCAAGCACAAAAUCAUCUGUCAUAUGCACCGCAUUGUACCAACUCUUCCCAAUUCCAUCAUUCAACUUUACCAACUCAUCAGCAAAAGGCUGAAGAAUGCCGAAAAGUACGAGGAGCCAAUAGAACUUGGGUUGCAGAAUGGUGACUGUGACAAAAUUUAUUACAAUUGCACGGAUUAUUUAGCGCCGAACGUCUUGCGACAGCACGUAGAUUUCAACCUGGACUUGGUCUGCCCGUUCGAUCUGACAUAUCUCGGCUCGGGAUCCCUCUCUCGGCUGCCCAUUCUCACCAUCCCCGCCUUAAUCCUGGUCUUCUUCUUCAUCUACGGCCUCUUCGCUAUCCCCGUAGGUUUUAUAACAGAAGCGGCAGUAUCUCCUAUUACUAAAGGCAAGAGAAGUGUUGAAGAUGAUCCCAUUCUGCGCUGGUCCAACCUGCUCUCUCGUUUGGAUAUGGAAGAUGGAUUUUCAUACGUGGGAAUCAAGGAGGAUUCUUGCAAGCACAAAAUCAUCUGUCAUAUGCACCGCAUUGUACCAACUCUUCCCAAUUCCAUCAUUCAACUUUACCAACUCAUCAGCAAAAGGCUGAAGAAUGCCGAAAAGUACGAGGAGCCAAUAGAACUUGGGUUGCAGAAUGGUGACUGCGACAAAAUUUAUUACAAUUGCACGGAGUCCGUCUCAAGUCUUUCCAAAGGCGCCAUAGGUCGCCCGGCCUCGGCGGCAUCGGGAUCUCCGGUGAGGAUGUGUCGGUCGACGAGGACUCUAUGGGACGAGGAGAUGGACACGGUCGUGUGCAUCGGGCUCCCCAUUCCAGUUUCUGUACUUUUUACUCUGAACUUCACCUGUGAAGACGAACAGCCAAUCAUGGGAUCCAUAGUCCUGGGCCUGAACCAAUUUCCAGUUCUGGAAUUCGACGCCACAGACGUGGCUCAUACGAUCCAGAAUCUCCUUUAUGGAGUGUGCAUAGUUUACAUGUUCUGGCAUAUGCUUCUACCCAUAGUAGCCCUGAGCCUCAAAGAAGUCUUCUGUGUCUUCGAGACGGCGGAUUGUCGAGAUCGGUUCAGGAUCGGCGAUCCGACGCCUGAAUUCGAUGAAUUCUUCGUCUUUAACCCCGAUAAAACCAACGAACUCAACAUCCGGGGCAGGAAACGGAGGAAAAAAAGACGACGACGAUCCAUUUCCUUCUAUUAUUCCCAUCCUCAUCGGAAUGAGGUGAGAGGAGAAUAUGGAAUUCACAGCUGA